Molecule: messenger RNA, 1191 nt
Organism: Momordica charantia (bitter melon)
Lineage: Eukaryota; Viridiplantae; Streptophyta; Magnoliopsida; Cucurbitales; Cucurbitaceae
Product: zinc finger protein WIP5
Biological process (GO): regulation of gene expression; anatomical structure development
Cellular component (GO): nucleus
Molecular function (GO): DNA-binding transcription factor activity
Source: RefSeq, a predicted model, not a curated record
UCUUAAUUUGGUGAUUUUGUCCAAUCUCCAUAUCUUAUUAACAAUGAGUGAUCCCUCCUACUCCUACUCCAUCAAUGGCUCUUUUGGUCUCUACCCUCUUCACAAUCACCACUACUUCUCUUCUUCUUCUUCAUCAUCUUCUUCUUCUUCUUCUUCUUAUGAUCAUCACUUCUACUCUCUUUCCUACUCCAACAAUGAUCAUCAAACCCUAAAAAACAGCUCCUUUUUCACACCCCAUCAAUUAUUUUCCCCUCCCAAUUCCUCCCCACAAGUCCUUCCCCUCCUAAGCUUAAGCCCUGCCAGAAAUGUUGAUCAAGAUCACCACCAAUCCUCCUCCUCCUCCAUGGAGAUUUCCAAGCAAGAUCAUGAUGAGAGCAGUCAUGUUACUGUGGCUUUGCAUUUAGGGCUUCCAACUCCUCCUUCUGAUCUGAUCUUGAGGCUUUCUUCCACAGAGAUCUCAGACAAAGAAGAAGAGGAAGUGGAAGAGGAAGAAGAAGAUGAAGAUCAGGAAGAAGAAGCUGCUCCUGUGGUUCCCAAUUACUCCUCCUCACUCAACAAAGGCCAGUAUUGGAUUCCCACUCCUGCACAGAUUCUCAUUGGCCCCACUCAGUUCUCUUGCCCUCUUUGCUUCAAAACCUUCAAUAGAUACAACAACAUGCAGAUGCACAUGUGGGGGCAUGGAUCUCAGUACAGGAAAGGGCCACAGUCGCUAAGAGGAACACAGCCAACAGCGAUGCUGCGGCUGCCGUGCUACUGCUGCGCCCCUGGGUGCAGAAACAACAUCGACCAUCCCAGAUCGAAGGCGCUGAAGGACUUCAGAACCCUUCAGACACACUACAAGAGAAAGCAUGGGAUGAAGCCCUUCAGCUGCAGGAAAUGUGGGAAGGCGUUUGCUGUGAGAGGGGACUGGAGAACCCACGAGAAGAACUGUGGCAAGCUCUGGCACUGCACUUGUGGCUCUGACUUUAAGCACAAGAGAUCCCUCAAGGACCACAUUAAGGCCUUUGGCCAUGGCCAUGCUGCCUAUGGCCUCGCCAAUGCCAAUGCCAAUGCAACUCACUCCUUUCACGAUCAUUUGGAUCAUCGUCACCACCCUCCUCCUUUUGAUACAUCAUAAUUAAUAUAUAAUAAUCUUUUCAUUUCUCAUCGUCUCUAUCAUGUUCAUUAUUAUUAUUAUGUGUGAAUUUUUGC